AUGAAUCAUAGAGAUAAUCAGCUGAUUAGUCAAUUAUUUAAUAAUGUUAUUAUUAGAAAAAGAUUAUUUUAUUAUGUACAUGUUAUCAACUCGUGGAAUGAAGCAUUACGUAUGCAUAGAUUAAAUUACAGGGGAAAUGACUCUUACAACAAGUUACAAUCGAUUGAUAGAUGCAAUUCAAUCGAAGAUGUACAAUAUUUUGUAGAUCAGGAUGAAUUUGUAUUAUUCAAGUGGAAGGAGAUUAAAGAUAGUGUUAUCAAUCUAUGUCGGUUUGGGUAUCUUGAUAGAUUAAAACUGGUACUUGAACAACAACAGUCAUCUGACGAGUCAACACUAGAUCAAUAUAAAUGGUAUGAAGAUGACCAAGAUCUAGAAGAAGUUGCAGAGAAGAAGAAGAAACCAUUCUCAUCUUUCUUGGAUAGAAUGAUUGCAGAUGCUUGUUUUGGAGGUAAAUUACAUAUCAUUCAAUAUCUAUAUGAAACCUACAAACAUCUUGGUGGAGAAGUGUUGGAUCAAAUUGAAAGGUCAUCAAUCGCAUAUUCUCGUUUGGACAUAUUCAAAUAUGCAAUUGAAUUGGGUUUGGAGACUGGUGGUAGUAGUAUUGGUACUACUACUGACAAAGACACCAGAGUAGAAAGAACUAAAAAUAUAAUGAUGUCACAAGUUUAUGUAAAGAUGGGUGACACUCGAUUUACAGAUAGUGUCAUUCGAUAUCUUGUAGAAAUUGACCUGCAAAAGAAUAAUGGAGAGAUUGGUAGUGGUGAUGGACAUUAUUUACUAGACUAUGAUAUAAUAUCAAAGAAUUUUGGUGUGUUGGGAGCUGGUGUAAUACAAUUCCUAUUCGAAAAUGGAUUCAAAAAGUUUGUUAAAGGAAGUAAUGGUUUAAAGGAUAUGUCACAAACCAAUAAUAUUGGACUGUACAGAUACCUAAAGAGUAUCAAUUAUGCUCCACUUGGACGAUACGUACAGGUUGAAAUGAUGGUUGAUGCAAUGGGUAGUUGUCCAAUCGAUAUUAUUCAAGAAGCGCCACCAUACAAAGAUAAAAAUUAUCGUAAUGACAAUGAAUUGAAUCAUUUUGCAUCUCGUGGACACUAUGAAUUGGUCAGAUACGUGUUUCUCGAACUAAAAUGUAAACGUACCUAUGCCAAGGUAUUCGACAAUGGUGGCGUUGGUAAAUACCCAGACAUCUUUUUCUUUCUACUAGAGCAGUACAGGUUGGAUACUGACCCCAACAAAGAAUCGAUUACAUUCACCAAAGCAUUACUCGAUGCCAUUAAAUUUGGACAACUCGAAAUUAUACAAACCAUUGAAAAGGAGGAUCCAGUUUGUUUUAAAGAGAUUGCACUAGUUGGAGAGAAUAUAUCAAAAUGUAUUUUAAAUAGAAAUUAUAAACCCAAUCAAAGAUCAAUCAACAAUAACAUUUCAACAUACAAUCAAACAUUUUUCUAUUUAAUUGAAAAAAGAGAUAAAUUAAAUAACAAUCAAGACGAAGACAACAACAAAACAAAUGAUAAACAAUUAUUGGAUAUUUUAUUAAAAAAGGCAGUUAGAAGAGAUAAUAUACAUUUGGUUGAAUGGGUUUUGGAAAGAUCUAAAACACUAGAGAUUCAACUUGAAAAGAUUCCACUUGAAAAAGCAAAACUUACAAGUUUGGAGAUGAUCGAGUUGAUAUACAACACAUUUUACCUCGAUCAAACAAUCGAACCAUUCAGAUUGUAUACAACUGAUUUGGAAAGACUACAAAAAUUGUUGGUCAUCAUGAAAGUGGAACCAAUCGACUAUUACACCAAAUGGGUGACGCUCCAAGCUCAUCUUCAAAAUCAAAUAGAAGCAUGUAGCUAUGACAUGGUAGAAUUCAUAUUCAAUUUGAUUCAACAACAUAAUCAAACUUGGAAUCCUAACCCAGAAGGUUUCGACUUUCAAAAAACAUCUUACUUUCACUCUGACUUUUUGAAAUUGGUUAUACUUCUUUGUAAUCUUGGUUAUCAAAAAUAUUUUAAAGAAUAUUUAUUUGAAGAUUUUGCAGGUCACAAGUAUUCUGGAUUGAGACAAACACAUCAUUAUAUAGAAUCAUUUAUUUAUUUAUACAAAUUACAAAUGAAUGGAGAAAUUGAGGAUAAAAAAUUCAAUGUAACAGAAAUAUAUCAAAUUGCAAAGAAACAAAAGAAUAAUGGUAUUGCGAGAUUCCUAUAUUUUAAUUCAAAUGAAAAAGUACUUGCUCCAAAUGAUCCAAUACCAUUUAAAUAA
Messenger RNA from Cavenderia fasciculata, 2247 nucleotides. RefSeq lists its product as uncharacterized. The coding region runs from base 1 to 2247 and encodes 748 amino acids. NCBI's taxonomy places the organism in Eukaryota, Evosea, Eumycetozoa, Acytosteliales, Cavenderiaceae. The transcript has 2 exons. The record is from RefSeq and is a predicted model, not a curated record.